Molecule: messenger RNA, 3752 nt
Organism: Hemibagrus wyckioides
Lineage: Eukaryota; Metazoa; Chordata; Actinopteri; Siluriformes; Bagridae
Exons: 20
Coding region: 185-1972 (595 amino acids)
Source: RefSeq, a predicted model, not a curated record
GCUUUGUUUAGUUAUGUGUAAACUGUUCAGAAGUGAGUGUGUGAACCUGAACACAGUGGAGAGCUGAAUGUUCUGUGAAACACUAGACUACGUGGUUUUCCUGUGGCUAAUAUGUUCUGCUUCCUGAUUCUGUCACUUUUAAGAUGAGCGUCUCGACAUUUUCACUUCAUCCAGAGGCUGUGAAAUGGCGCUGCUCGUCCUCCUGUUCUUCUUCCAUCUGAUUCUGGACAUUAACUCUCAAUAUGUUCCUCAGCCCCGGCUGCUGGUGUCUCCUGAAGUUAUCACAGUGAGAGGAUCAGUGCUUCUUCUCUGUGAUGUUCCACACCAUGUUAAAGUGUCUCAGUGUUUUUUCUACCCAGAGAAACAAAAGACAAAUCUAAAACUCUCUCCAUCAUGUCAGCUCUCAGUCACUGGUUCUGAACUGAUCAUGUGGACAGGACGCAGCUCUCCUGGAACACUUCAUAUUAUUUGUUACUACACUGAUACAUCAGGAAUUAAAGCUCCUUCUCCUCACUCUCUCCCAGCUCCAGUCACAGUGAUGUAUCAGAAACCAAGACUAAGUGGCAGUCAUGAUGAUCAGUUUGAUGAAAUCAGACUUGUAUGUGAAAUACCAGAGUCUGAGUCAGUAACUGCUGAUUUUAGCUGUAAUCUCUACACUGGAGAAAAUCCUCAGCCUUAUCUAAACCAAAGAUCUAAGAGACAAAAAUCUGGGAAGCUGCAUUGUAUUUUUUCAGCACAGAGAAAUGAUGUGUUUAAUCGUCUGCAGUCAGUAAAGAGCAGUGAAGUGAGCUGUGAUUAUUCACUGAUCUCUGACCCGACUGCUCUCUCUCUAAUGAGUGAUAAAUACAAUCUGAUACCUUUCAUUCCUGCACUGACACAGACGUCCAUCACUGAAAUAUCUACUGCAGGUUUCAUUUCUGAAUCAACACAGACGUCCAUCACUGAAAAAUCUACUACAGGUUUCUUUCCUACACCGACACAGACGUCCAUCACUACUGAGAAAUCUCCUGCAGAUCAGAAACCGAUACUAAACAUCAUUUUUGAUGAUCAACUUGAUAAAUUCACAUUUCUAUGUGAAAUACCAGAGUCCGAGUCAGUAACUGCUGAUUUUAGCUGUAAUCUCUACACUGGAGAAAAUCCUCAGCCUUAUCUAAAGACAUAUUUUCAAAAGAGAAAAUCUGGGAAGCUGCAUUGUAUUUUUUCAGCACAGAGAAAUGAUGUGUUUAAUCGUCUGCAGUCAGUAAAGAGCAGUGAAGUGAGUUGUGAUUAUUCACUGAUCUCUGACCCGACUGCUCUCUCUCUAAUGAGUGAUAAAUACAAUAUGAUACAUUUUGUUCCAACACAGUCACCCACAACUGAAAAAUCCACUUCAGAUGCGACACCAACAUCCAUAUUUACAGCUUCUUCAACUCAUCUCAUCACCACAAAGCACAUAACCACUCAUUUGUCUUCUGAAGUUUUCUCAUCAGCAUCCUCCACAACUAAAGAGAAAACUACUUCAGGGAAAUCCGUUUCAUCGUUAUCUCCAACUACGGCUACAGACUCCAUCUCCAUCUCUACUACAGGAAGUGGAAAUUCCACAAGUGGAGAGAAACCUCGAUCAGUCUUCAUCCUAAUGCUGUCAGCCACCGCUGUCUGUGUUUCACUGGCUGGACUGAUGAGCUUCUGUCUCUGCUGGUUUAUCAAGAAGCAGAAGGCUGAGAGACGUAAAAUGGACAUGACCCGUGAUGAUGAGGGAGUCAUGAUGUCCAUGGUUAAUUCGAAUCCAUCCGGUUUUGAUGCUGCUGGAACUUAUUCGCUGAUCACCUCAGUGCCCUUACCGGGCCUGCCUUUGGACCCCAGCGGAGACGUGAAUGAAGAUUCAAAGAAGACAGAAGACGACGUGUAUCACAUGUAUUGUUCCAUCGCCGACACGCAAGCGGUCACCAAAGACCAAGACGUGUCGGUGUACAGCCUGCUACAGACCCACUGACACACAGUACAGCUUACAGAAAGUGAAUGAUUAAUUAUGCUUAUAGUGUUUUGUUGUGCAAUGCAUGCAUUAAUUUAACGCUCUGCUUGAGAACUUUAAAUAAAUCCACUUAAAGCUGGAGUUUGCUCAUGACUGCAGUGUCCCAGAAGAAUUCUCACCACUGGGUUAAGACUUGGCAACAUUUUUUAAAACUCUAACACAAUGGUGUUGAAGGAGGACGACGGUUUUGCAAGUGAACAGCUGUUACAGGAAGCACACAGGCACGUAGACCUGCUCAUACAGAUGCAGAGAGAGAGAGAGGUAUGAGCUAAUGAGGUCAGGUUGGAAAGAUAAGCAGCAGAGCUCAAAUAAAAAAAUCUAGUACAGGCGAUUUAACCAUUUCACACACUUCAACCUCUUUACUCCUUUUCAUAUUUCCAGGGUUUUUUUUUUUUUUACUAUUUUGCAACUGUUUUUUCUUGUGCAGUUUUAACACCAGCUCAAAGAAAACGGCACAGCUUUUCAACACAAGCUUCAGCAAAACACACUCUCAGCUCUCUGCUCGCUAAAGAAAGAGGGAACAGCUUAAAUAAUUUAGAUAACGAGGUUCACAUGCACCGAAUCAGCUCGUUCCCCAGUGCUGACCCGCAGCUCAGCAUAGCCACGCCCCCCGAACUCCUGCAGAUGACAUCAUAAAUUGUUAAAAAAUGAACGACGAUAAAAUUGCAAUAACAAACAUUAGUUUUUUCUUUCUUACCUUAUUGUAUUGUUGCACAAACCUCAGAUUUUCACACACAACAGUCCACAGUGUACAACUGGCUCUGUGCUCCAGUUAGCAAAAAUCUUUCCAUACUGAUCAGUUCAUUUUAUCCGGUCCAUGUAUUUCACUCGAAAGUCAUUAAUUUCACUUGAAAUGAGUCUAAUUAUUGGAUGUUGUCUGGAUAAUGUUUCGCCCCACCCCUUCCUCGUCCAUUAAUGUGAGCUGACCAGCACUGAGCAGAUCUGUGUUGGAGCAGAUCCAUAUCCAUCGUUUUGUUUGGUGGACAAUAUUAAGGGUAUAAAAAAAAAAUGAAUAUUAACAAAAUAUAUCGCGUGUGCUGUUGGACUGAUCUUUAUGGUGGGCAGAGAUGAUUAUAUGCAAACAAUAGUGUGGCCAGUACAUUGUUCCUGUGUUUAGACAAACCUAUAUUACAGCAAAGUCCUAUAUUUAGAGUUGUAUUUAAAAAAAAUACAGAAACAUGUAGCCACAAAUUGUUUAGUUCUUCUGCUUUCAUUUGUCAUGUUCACACGGGCACUCACACACACACACACACACACACACACACACACGCACCUAAAAAACACCCCCUACACAUCCCUGCUAGUGAUCGCAUUCACACGGGAACCGCACUACCGGGAUCUAUGGCACGUCGAUGAGGCUCGCUUUCAUUUCUCCUUAUUAUUUCUGUUCCGUGUUGAGUUUUUGUGGUGGAGAUAAAAAUCUUUACAGGUUUGAUAUAAGAUUUAAAUUUAACGAAGGGACUGUUCAAAAAAUGUGAAGAUGUAAAGAGAGAUUGUUCCAGGUGCAACAAUAUAAAAAGAAUCUGACGUCAGAAACACCUUGUAACGAUCUUCAGGCUCUAAAUGUAGAUUAGAUGUGAAUUAGAUGCACAUUAGUGUACCUGAGAAUGAUGACAUUUAGCAAAGGGACAUUUCCUGUAUGAACUGUGACAGCAGUGAGGCUUGAACAUCCUGCUUUCACUAUUUGAUCUGCAUUUUAUCAUUAAUUCAUUGGAAUAUAUUUGUCUGUUCAUUUCUUCAC